CCUUUCUGCCAGCUCUAACCAGAUUGGUAUUGCACAUUCUUAAGAUACCCCCAAGAAAAUAAUAAUAUUAAGAAAAAAAACAACCUUUUCUAUUAUCUCUGUCUCUCCUUCCAUUGAGACAGACACCCCUUUCGAUUGUUUGUUCUUCUGCCUGUUUUCUGUCCACUGUAAGACUCUGUUAGAUUAUCACUCACUCACUUUCUCUUUAUCUGCAUUGUUUGUGGCUGUUGACGUACAAGGUUUUUCUGUGGUUUCCUUUCUGAAACUCAUCAAGGUUUUCUUCCAAGCCCGGAUGCCAAGGGAUUAAGCUUUCUGGGAAAUUCCUUUUCAUCUUGCAUUUUCGUUUUUGCAAGCCAGGAGGUCGUGGGAGAAUUUUGACAACCAAAAUAUGAAUUGUAUGGUUCAGUGAGAUAAAGUUUUCACCUUUCGUGUUGUGAGGAUCCAAAUCUGUAGAAUUUGGGGAAAUUCGCUGGAUUGUAUUUUCUGUAUUUUUAUUGGAAAUUGUUUGCCUGCAACUGGGAAAGCAUCUAUCUUUCUGAAUGCUUCCCUCCAUUUAGGACUACAGAACUGUGGAAACUGUUUCAUUCUUUUUGUAAGUUAGGACUGCAUAUAAUUGAGGAAAAGAGAGGAGGUUCAUUUAAUUUAUCUUUUGAGCACAGUGGAUUUUAGUUCAGGAUAGUGAUGGUCCCUGUGGGCUUGUGAACUUCUGGAUUCUGUAUUCUUCUAUUUUGCACUAGAAUAAUAUUCCUUUUCGGAAAUGGGUUUGAGCUUAGCAGUGUUGUGUAAGUAGAUUUAAGAGUAAUAAAUCAUACAGCUUUAUGAAGAGGGUGUAACUGAUUGUGGUAGUUGAGGGGUCUAGUUCAAGUGAAAAGAUAUGGCAGCAAAACUCCUGCAAUCUUUAGCAGAUGAAAACCCAGAUCUGCAGAAGCAGAUAGGAUGCAUGACUGGGAUUUUUCAGCUUUUUGAUCGUCACCAUGCUCUCACGGCUCGCCGCAUUGCCCAGAAGAGGCUUCCUUCUGGAUACUAGCUUAAACAAGGGUGUGAAUGAAAGGCAGAGAAUUUCAACCGAAUCAUCAAGAGCAUCAUUCUCUUCUUGUUCAUCAUCAGUGUCCUCUUUGGACUGCAAGGCUGAAGCAGAGGCUCCAUUUGACCGGAUUCUUUUUCCUGAAACUCCUUCAAGGGAUGCAGCCAUGAACCAAUCAAUCGUCUCUUCCCAUUUUGGAUGUAACUCCCUUGACCUUAGGGACGUGGUGAAAGAUUCUAUGUAUAGGGAAGCCCGAGGGCUGUCAGUGAAGACUACAGACAAAGAAGAAUCUGCCAUUAACGCCAUGAAGCACAGGGAUUCACCACGUCCUAUGCAGUUGCCCAAAUCUGUUGAUGGAUCUUAUAGAGGUGGAAUAGAUGGAAAACAAAGUGUGCCUAUUGAUUUAAAGGAGUCAAUCCGAGUCCUUGCUAAACUUAGAGAAGCACCUUGGUAUUAUGCAGAAACUAAAGAACUUCCAAGAUCAUCACAUGAUGUAAAAGAUGGACCCUGGCAUUCGAACUCAAAGGAUGCUUCUUGGUUUGGUUAUGAAGGAAAGGAAAUAAGUCGUUUGUCUUUUGAAUCACGAGAGACCAUCAAAUCCACACCAAAACUAAAAGAGUUUCCUAGACUUUCACUGGAUAGUAAGGAAGGUUCAUUACGCCCUUAUAGUUCUGAUUCAGCUACUCGCCCAUCAAGAAACAUUUACACUGGCACACCCACAUCAAAUGACAAAUUCUCUACCCUACAACAGCCUUCAACAAUCCCCAGUCGUCCACCUGGUGUCGUGGCAAAAUUAAUGGGCUUGGAAGCAUUACCAGAUUCCUCUUUGGCUGGUGACACUCAACCAAGUUCAACUGAAACUUACUCAGCACAAGAUAAUAGUCAGUUUCCAAGAUCAUCAAAACAAGGACUCACCAGGCCACUCCGAGUUUCUCAUUCUCCAAAAGUUUCUUUGAAAGACCCAACUUCCCCGCGACGAAAAAAUCCUGAUCUAGUUAUGAAACCCAUCUCAAGUUCAAGGUUUCCCAUUGAACCAGCUCCAUGGAAGCAGCAAGAUGGAAAUCGAAGCUCCCAGAAACUGAAUUUAAGGGGUGUAAAAGCUCCAGUGAGAGCACCAGAUACCUUUCCUUCAGUUUAUAGCGAGAUAGAGAAGAGAUUGAAGGAUCUUGAAUUCAAACAAUCUGGAAGGGAUCUCAGAGCAUUAAAACAGAUACUUGAAGCAAUGCAAGAAAAGGGACUAUUAGAGAGCAGAAAAGAAGAACAAGCUCCAAAUGUUAUUGGAAGUCAAAAUGACUAUGAACAAAGAGCUACCAGCCAAGAUCAGAAUACCAGGUCAUUAAGGCAACAAAACUCUCAGAGAAACAAUUUUCUAUCAUCCACAAUCAAGGGAACUGAAUCAGCAAGGGCUUUUGAAUCCCCAAUAGUGAUAAUGAAGCCAGCAAAGCUUGUUGAGAAAACUUCAAUUCCUGCUUCUUCAGUCAUUUCGAUUGGUGGUCUUUCUGUUUCCCAGAAACACCAGAAUGCUGGUGUAUAUUUAGAUAAUAGAACCAGUACAUCUGCUACUCGAGUAGCAAAAGAUCAGUCUUCCAAGAACAUUCAUCGGGAUGCUUCUGCCAGUUCCAUUGAUAAGAAAGCAAAUGGUAGUAAGACUACUAGAUCUGCACAAUCUCAAUCUAGGUCUCAGCAACAUCUAAAAGAAAAUAGCCAAAGUUCUGUGAAGCACUCAGGAACCGUGAGCCCUAGAUUGCAACAGAAGAAGUUGGAGUUAGAGAAGCGAUCUCGUCCACCUGCUCCACCAUCAGAUUCAACCAAACUCAGAAGGCAAUCUGGUAAGAAGGCAACAGAGUCAGGUUCACCAGGUGGGAAACAAAGACCCAAAACCCUCAACUCGCGGCAUAAUGAUGAGCAACUGAGUGAGAUAAGCAACGAAUCAAGAAGUUUAAGUUGCCUGGGGGAUGAAAUUUCUUUGCAAUCAGACAGUUUAACUGUCAACUCAAAGAUGGAAGUGGAAGUCACAAGUAGUUUAAAGUCUGUUGAAAUUGAUGACAGCCAAAGUCCAUCUUUGAAGGCUGUGAAGCAAUUGAUUUCAGAGACAGCGCAAAAAAAAUCAACUCCAAGAUUGGAUGAGGAUGAGUCAGUUGCAGAACUUGGAGGAGAUGCUCCAGAACAUCCAAGUCCUAUCUCAGUUCUCGAUGGAUCGGUGUACAGAGAUGAUGUGCCAUCCCCAGUAAAGCAGAUAUCUGAAGAUUCAAAAGGUGAUGAUGCUCAAGAAUCCAAAGAAAAUGAGAUUAAAGAUCAAUGGAACCCAGCAGAAAGCCUUUCAUUUCACAGCAUGGGAUCAGGAGAGAUCAAUCGAAAAAAAUUACAAAACAUAGACCACCUUGUUCAGAAGCUUCGACGGCUGAACUCCAGUCACGAUGAAGCUAGAAUUGACUAUAUUGCUUCCCUAUGUGAAAACUCAAAUCCAGAUCACAGAUACAUCUCUGAAAUAUUAUUAGCUUCAGGCCUCUUACUCAGAGAUUUGAGUUCCGAGUUGCUGACAUUUCAACUUCACUCUUCGGGUAAUCCCAUUAACCCUGAGUUAUUCCUUGUCUUGGAACAGACCAAGGCAAGUAGUUUGCUUUCAAAAGAAGAAAGCACCCCCGAAAAAGAUUCUAACAUGAAGCUGAACAAAGAGAAAUUUCACAGGAAAUUCAUCUUUGAUUCUGUGAAUGAGAUUCUUGGUGCCAAAUUAGGCUCAUCCCCAGAGCCAUGGUUUCUGCCUAACAGUAACAGACUCACAAAGAAAACCUUGAGUGCUCAAAAGCUCCUCAAAGAACUAUGCUUUGAGAUCGAGAAAAUUCAAGCCAAGAAGCCAGAAUGCUGCUUAGAAGAUGAAGAUGAUGAUCUGAAAAGUAUGCUGUGUCAAGAUGUUAUGCUUGGCUCAGAAAGUUGGACAGAUUUUCAUGGUUAUUUACCUGGGAUUGUGUUGGAUGUUGAGAGACUUAUAUUCAAAGACUUGGUUGAUGAAGUUGUGAUUGGUGAAUCAUCUGGUUUGCGAGUCAAGCCAUCAGUUAGGCGCAGGAAGCUAUUUGGAAAGUAGUUUGUUCAGUUAUUCCCUUUCUCACUGAUGUUAGAUUUCUAUAAUUUUCUUGUCAUUUGCUUAUAAAAAAUUUCUUGGUUCAAGGCA
Molecule: messenger RNA, 4193 nt
Organism: Vigna radiata var. radiata (mung bean)
Lineage: Eukaryota; Viridiplantae; Streptophyta; Magnoliopsida; Fabales; Fabaceae
Product: protein LONGIFOLIA 2
Exons: 4
Coding region: 975-4106 (1043 amino acids)
Biological process (GO): regulation of monopolar cell growth
Source: RefSeq, a predicted model, not a curated record